UCGUAAUAUUAUACAAUGUGUGAAUUGGACGUAAAGGGUGUGUUGUUGCCAUUGUCAAGUUUCGUGCUUUUAUUUCAUGUUAUAACAUUUUUCAUUGUCAGACUUGAUAUCACACUGCAGUCGUGCACAAAAUCGAUAAGAACAUAUUUGGUUGGGGAACUGAAAUAUCUGUAAAACCGCCACUUACUCGGUGAAAUCCAAUAAUCGUGAAGACAAUUGCAGUGCAGUGAAAUAGCCUUCACCAUGGCCCUGGAAGUUUGUCAGGAUUCAACCAACGAAUACUAGUUUGUCAUGAACACUUUAAUCAUUUAAUCAAGAAAGAACAUUAAAUGGACUCGAGGAAUGCCUAUAUGAUAUGAUCGCCUGUUUGAAAUUACUGCAUCAAAAAGUAGCCGGGACCUAGACUGCUAUGGAUCAAACGCCCGUUGAGUGUUCGGAAACAUUUCCGGAUUGUCGCAAAACGGAAGUUGAUGUGAAGGAGGAGACGGACGCGCUCCGGGAUUGGAUAAUCCAGCAACCGGAAAUACCAAACUUUAUUGAAUCUCGCGUUUUGGCGGCUUUCCUGAACGUGUGCAAAUUCAACCAAACCAAUACCCGAGAACGCCUUCGGCGGUACUGGGUAACACGGCGGGACGGUAUUUUACAACACCUGAAUGACCUUGACCCCGCGUCUCCAGUCGUCCUUGAAAUCCUCAGGGGUCCACAUGCAGUGUACGUGCCGCUGCCAGGCCGCGACAAGGAGGGGCGGCGGGUGAUUUUGGCUCGCUGGAAUGAGCUUGACGUCAGCGGAGUGUCUUACACGUUUGAAGAAUGGUUCCGCGCAAUCAGCGUCGUGUUUGACGUCGUCAGCUUCAUGGAUGAAACCUCAUACCGCAAUGGCAUCACGAUCCUCAUGGACGCCAAGGGCGUGCGGCUCGCGCACCUGCUCUUUUUCGGUUACACCAACAGUUGCAAGCAGGUCGCAAUGAUGCAGAAAGGCUACCCGAUCCGGAUCAGGCAGGUGCAUUACAUUAACAACAGCCGGGUGAUCGACAUCUUCCUCCGCAUCGUCAAGAAGGUCCUGUCCCAGAAGCUCGCAAACAGGAUCGCAUUGCACGGGACUAAGUACGAGAAACUGUUCCAGCACGUGGAUGUCACGUGUCUCCCUGACAACUACAUCCCGGCGUCCGCGGAUAGCGAUGGGACGGGAGUGGGGUCUAUCCAUGAUAUCAAGGAGCGUUUUGUCCACGAUGAGCUGCUGGCCCCACGGACGCUGACCUUCCUACGUGAGCUAUACAGCGCGAGGGCCGGACAGGAUGAACCCUGUCCUCGGAACUCGGGACUAAAACUGGAGGAAAAGCCAGCUCCGCGGGAUGGAGUGUUAUUGCCGGGGGAAGAGACCCCGGCGAAACCGGUGUAUGAUGAGUGUGACUUUGACUAGGAGGCAGAUGACGGACAGGGCGGGAAAUAGAGACAACUACGACAAUCGUGUUCACGCCGACUGUGAUUUAUGUGUUCAUGUGAACUGUGUUGUAAUUUGG
Mya arenaria is the source of this 1520-nucleotide messenger RNA. Its product is annotated as alpha-tocopherol transfer protein-like. Bases 410 to 1420 code for a protein of 336 amino acids. The record is from RefSeq and is a predicted model, not a curated record. Lineage: Eukaryota; Metazoa; Mollusca; Bivalvia; Myida; Myidae. Gene Ontology annotation, cellular component: membrane. Gene Ontology annotation, molecular function: phosphatidylinositol bisphosphate binding. The transcript is spliced from 7 exons.